Scutellospora calospora is the source of this 661-nucleotide messenger RNA. NCBI's taxonomy places the organism in Eukaryota, Fungi, Glomeromycota, Glomeromycetes, Diversisporales, Gigasporaceae. The record is from the annotation of a GenBank genome assembly.
AUGGGAAAGAGAAAAUCAAAACAAGAAAUGGAUGAAGAAAAAGACAAUGUCCCAUCAUUAUAUUCCUUUUCUAAUGAAGAUGGAAUAAUUGAAAAUAAAGCACAUGAAAAUAUCAGUACUCGAGAUGAAAAAAUUAGUGAAAAUACUAUAAAUAAUGAAAUUAAACAAACCGUGGAGAAAGAUGGAGGAAAAGAGAGUUCCGAAGCUGAAAAGCAUCCCAAAAAACGAAAACGCAUCAUUACUAAAGAGAUAAAAGACGAAGUUGAUUCAAAAAUUCAAUCGCAAUCGAAAAAUCUAAAAAGCAAAGAUAAUAUCAAAAGUACGGCUAAUAAAAUGACGAAGAAGGCAUUAGAACCUAAAAAACAACAAAAAAAAAUCCAAAAAUCGUCUACGAAAGUGACAGAAUCUUUAUCCGAAGAACAGUCCGAUAUGCCUAUAAUGAUUGACGAUUUCAAAACUAUGGUAUCAACAGCAAAAGGUCGUUGGACAAUCGAAGAUGAUAAAUUAUUAUCUAAUCUUGUAUUAGCUCAUCUGCCAGAAAUUCGCUGGUCUAAUAUCUCGAGAGAAAACUUUCCUGAAAGGAACAGAAGCUCUUUAUAUAAUCGAUGGAAUGUAAUUAAGAAAAGAUUAUGGAACGGUAGUGCUGAACCCAAAGGAGAAA